This is a messenger RNA of Ficedula albicollis (Collared flycatcher), 2430 nucleotides long. Its product is annotated as carbonic anhydrase 13. The coding region runs from base 73 to 849 and encodes 258 amino acids. The record is from RefSeq and is a predicted model, not a curated record. The transcript has 7 exons. Gene Ontology annotation, molecular function: carbonate dehydratase activity; zinc ion binding. Gene Ontology annotation, cellular component: cytoplasm. NCBI's taxonomy places the organism in Eukaryota, Metazoa, Chordata, Aves, Passeriformes, Muscicapidae.
GUCCCAUCCCAUCCCAUUUCGUCCCGUCCCGUGCCGUCCCGUGCCGUGCCGUGCCGGCAGCAGAGCAGAGCCAUGCUGCACUGGGGAUACGACGAGCACAACGGGCCUGCCCACUGGAAGGAGGUUUUUCCUGUCGCUAAUGGAGACCGUCAGUCACCCAUCGACAUCAAAACUGAGGAAACCAAGUAUGAUCCCUCCCUCCGUCCUCUAAAUCCCAGUUAUGAUCCAGCCUCUGCUAAAAUCAUCCUUAACAAUGGGCACUCCACCAGUGUGGAGUUUGAUGACACCGUCAACAAAUCAGUGCUGACUGGGGGGCCGCUCAGCGGGACCUACAGGCUGCGCCAGAUUCACUUCCACUGGGGAUCCAAUGAUGACGCUGGCUCGGAGCACACGGUGGAUGGGAUGAAGUAUGCGGCAGAGCUUCAUGUGGUCCAUUGGAAUGCAGAGAAGUAUUCCAGUUUUGUUGAGGCAGCUUGUCAGUCAGAUGGACUUGCAGUCAUGGCUGUAUUUCUGAAGAUUGGUGAAUGCAACCCUCAACUGAACAAGAUUACUGACCGCUUGGACACCAUCAGAAUCAAGGGAAAAAAAGCACUAUUCACAAACUUUGAUCCCAGCUGUCUGCUUCCCAAAUCCCUGGACUACUGGACUUACUUUGGAUCUCUCACUGUUCCACCUCUUCUUGAGAGUGUCAUCUGGAUUGUUCUGAGAGAGCCCAUAAGUGUUUGUUCUGAACAGCUGGCCAAAUUCCGCAGCCUCCUGAGCACUGCUGAGGACGAGGUCGCCUGCUGCUUGCUGAGAAACUUCCGGCCUCCCCAGCCUCUAAGGGGACGAGAAGUCAGAAGGAAUUAAAGGAGUAAAUCCAGAGUGGCCUCCCUCUGAAACCAAAGGCUGAAUUCAUUUUAAUAAUUAAUAUACUUUGUGGUUUUUGAUUUUUUGUGAGUUGUUUUAACAAACAGGUGCUGUUUUAUUAGUGGUUUCCAUGCAGUCAUUUCUCACAGGCAAAUAUGUCCAGAGUUGUCACAGGUUUAGUGAUGUUAACAGGUCUGACUGGGUUUGAGUGCAUUGGCUUGAAAGCACUGAGCCAUCAGCAUUGUAUACACAGAGAUCACUGCUAAUCAUAAGGGUGAAAUGUGGUGAAGAAAUUGCCCAGAUUUUGUUACCAAAUUACUGAACAGGAUCCCUGGUAUUAUUGACAGUAUAGGAUGUUCUGGGAUUAUUCUUCAUAAAUAACAUAACAUUUAUCUUCUGUGUAAACCUCACAUUGCAUUUUCUCAAGGAAAAAGUAUUUCAGGGAUGAUGUAAUUUUAUUGCUGACUUCUGCAAUACCAUGAUUACUUUCCUACAAAAAACAGCAAUGACUAGCAGCAUUUAAGUCAAACAGAUGUUUAUAUGGUCCUGUUAUUCUGGCAGCUCCAUAGCAAUAAUCACGUACUGAUUUAUGUUUUGUUUUUAAAAGCAAAUAGUAAGGAUUUUGUAUAUUGCAAGAUCAUGUCAGGUAGAUUAGGUAUUCCUGAAUUAGGUAUUUCACAAUGUCACAAGAUGAAAUUGUCCUGAAACCUGAAAACUGCAAGGUGGAAGAGCAUAGAGGGAGCUGUUUGUGCCUAAAUCCAGACUUUUGCCACUUAAAGUCAAGAGGCAGGGGUAGCUGUUGUUCCAGGCUUGCACACUGCGUGUGAACCACAUGCUGCUGACCUCUCAUCUCGCUGUGGAGCACAGAACUACACAGCUAUAGAAUGUCUCAAGGUGCUGGCUGGGGUUCUGCUGUCAUAGCUGAACUUCAGUGGUUGCACUUACAAUCCAAGACCAAAGAGAAUAGUCAGAGAGAGCCAAAGAAAUCAGAAUCAACAUCUAAUAAAAAGCUCAGCCCUCAAUAGCAAUAUGUUGAAACGUCUGUCUUUAUAAGCUGACUUGAGCCCGUGUUUCCUCAGGAGCUUUUUUUAUCUGAAUAUAAUUGGAGUUUUUUACACCAAAUAUUUUAGUUAGUGAACGUACCAUAGGAUGUAGCUUAGGAUAGAAUUCAGUUUACUCUCAAACUGUGAGAACUACAUAGUGAAAUUCAGUGAUACCUGAAAAAGGCAGCUAGAGGUUUUACUGGCAGCAACUAACACCAAUCUCUGUAGUACUUCUGACAAAUUGAUCUUCCAUAACUGCUCUCCUUGAAUUGAUUUUUAAAUAGGUUUUAUAUGCUCUGCCUUUCACCUCAAUGGGUCAUUUGAUCUUAGAUGAACAAAAGAGGGAAAUCACAAUCAGGAUUGACUUUAUAUCCUGUUUUAGAACAAUAGAUUAGAUAUAUAGAUUUUUUAUCUUAGUUUAAGAUAUGUGAACUUUUUUGUUUUUUCCUCCCCAGAAUAUAGCUAUUAUAUCCUGCAAGGCCUCUCAAUGCCUUUUUAAUAUUUUCUGAAGAAAAGAACACAAACAAACCAUUGGAGA